This is a messenger RNA of Verticillium dahliae VdLs.17, 1730 nucleotides long. RefSeq lists its product as uncharacterized. Bases 401 to 1225 code for a protein of 274 amino acids. The record is from RefSeq and is a predicted model, not a curated record. The transcript has 3 exons. NCBI's taxonomy places the organism in Eukaryota, Fungi, Ascomycota, Sordariomycetes, Glomerellales, Plectosphaerellaceae.
CGCUCACCAGCUUCAAGUAUUACUCAGGUACAUAAUAACUGUCCCUGAAUUUUCCGUUUGCACCACUUGGUCCAUCUGCCUCGCACGUUUAAGAUUUCUCGACUCCCAAUCAGCUCACUGUGUUUUUUUUUUCUUGAAAGAAUGAGAUUCGCUUUGCUGCCUCUUUACCUUGCUGUCGAAACCUUUUGUGUCACGGGUAGUAUACGCACAGAGCUGCAGCAAUAGUCUUACAACCUCGCGGAGUCGGCCCGUCGUUGCGGACGGCUGGUCCUUUGGUAUCGUGGCCAGCGAGCUGUCCAAGCCGCGAAGCAUUUUGUUCGAUAGCAACGGCGCACUUCUCGUCGUUGGCUCCGGCGUUGGUAUCAAGCGGCUACUACUCGAGGACGAGGGUGGCACAUGCAUGUACGCAAAGACCGGGAGCAUGAUCGUGGAGUCUCCUGAGCUCAACCACGGCAUCGCAUUGUCCAACGAUGGACGAACACUGUAUGCCUCGACACCAGACAAGGUAUUCGCAUGGGUCUACGAUGCCACUAAUGGCAAGGUUAGCGAAAAGAACAAGACUGUGAUUAAGGACAUGUACAAUGCAGGACAUACCUCUCGAACACUUCUCGUGUCCGACAAAGCUCCAGGCUUGCUCGUCGUGUCACGGGGUUCUGAAGGCAAUGUAGAUGCCAUGGCCCUGAGGCGGGCAUCUGGUCACUCGCAGCUUCGUGUUUUCAAUGUCACUAGCAUUGCUACUGACGGGGAAGCUUCCAGUUUCUCCCGCGACGGAAAAAUAUCAGGAUGGGGACUUCGCAACUCAGUUGGCGUCGUCGAGCACCCUGACGAUGGGGGAAUGUGGUCGGUGGAGAACUCCGUGGACAACCUGGAGCGCGAUGGUGUUGGUAUACACCCUAGCAACCCUGGAGAGGAGCUGUAUUUUCACGGCUUCCUCAAUGGCUCGACUUAUAGUCAAGAGGCAAACUACGGCUAUCCCAUAUGUCUAGCAUUAUGGUCGACGGAUGGCUUCCCAAGACUUGGUAACAUGAGCACUGGAGACCAAUUUGAAGCCUCCAACGACCGCGCAGACGAUACAUCAGGUUGCAGUACUCAAUACACAGCACCUGACCUUUCAGGCACACUCGGCACCUCUGGACAUCGUGUUCACGCCAGAUGGAUCGGAGGCUUUUGUCACGUUUCACGGCAGCUGGAACCGCGAAAAAGCGGUCGGCUAUGCUCUAUCUAGUAAUGUUUUCGACCAAGGCUCCCCCAAAAAGCUAGCGAAUAGCACGAAUGCCGUCUAUAAUGUCAUGUACAAUGCAGACCUCAACGACUGCCCCAGCCAGUGUUCUCGACCCUUUGGUCUGGCCUGGGACAGAAUGGGCAGAUUAUUCAUGACAUCUGAUUCAACAGGUGAAAUAUUCGUGCUCGAACGAACCAUGGGAUCGACAUCAGAGGGUGUCCCUGGUCACACUGCACACCCGUCGUUGGCAACAACACCGGCUGUUGACUGGUCAUUUCUGUUGGUAGGGGUAUUUCUGGUGACUCUGCGAAAUACAUAGAGGAAGGAACAGGGCGAUAUGAACUGGCCUCUCAUGCCAUUUAAACGCCCCCCUUCCCGGUUCGCAGAUAAGGCGGCUGUCAUUCGGGACCACACAGGUCUGGAUCACGUACUGGCAUACAACAACCCCUAUUGGGGUUUUUACCGCAAUACUACCUGCCCAUGCGAAGUGAAGCAGGUCAGUUCGAAC